Molecule: messenger RNA, 5991 nt
Organism: Labeo rohita (rohu)
Lineage: Eukaryota; Metazoa; Chordata; Actinopteri; Cypriniformes; Cyprinidae
Gene: xxylt1
Product: xyloside xylosyltransferase 1
Exons: 5
Coding region: 226-1389 (387 amino acids)
Molecular function (GO): UDP-xylosyltransferase activity
Source: RefSeq, a predicted model, not a curated record
GGUGAUGUAAGACGCGCAAGUGUUUAGAUGUCUCGUGUUUUCACAUUUCUUCUGUCUUUGCAAAUUCAUUUUUCCUUCGUUUUCUGGUCAUCGACUACAAGAGCGUCUGCUUUCAGCAGCAGUGACGGAUGUUUUGGCGCUGCUGAACGCGUCAUGUGACGGCGGUGUGCAGAGACUGUCAAGAAAAGGCAUCCUGACCUAUUUUGUGCAUGCAGAAGUGGCCCCAUGGGUGUCCUGCGGCUGCUGUCGGUCACCAUGGGACGGAUCAGCACUUUUAGGUCCUAUCAGAUCAUGUUGCUCUUUGCUGCCGCUCUGGCGGUGGUGGCUUUCUACUACUUCGGGUCCGAAAAUCAGAACUUCUCCAGCACCACAAAACGGAUCAAGGAAACACAAGCGAGCCACAAUACCAACCGUGAUGAUGCAGAUCUUUCUGUAGACAUCCGGUCCGGGCAUCCAGAAAACAGAAUGGGAAUUGGAGAUGAGCUGGAGGGAAAGCCAUCACGCUUUCAUGCUCUCAUGAUGUUCACCAAGGUUGACAGGAGCUUGAGCUUGCAGGAGAAGUUUCAGGUGGCCAUGCGCUCCAUGGCCAAACACGGACGGUUUCUGGAGGACGAGAUGCUGGUUCUCCAUUACGUCUCUGAUGCGGGGAGUCAGGAGCUCGGGAGGAAGAUGCUUCCUGAACUUCUGCUCGAUGCAACAUUCAAGUACGAGGUGGUGUUUCAUGAGGUAGAUACCCUUACGGAGAAAUUAUUCCCUAUUGUGGAGGCCAUGCAGAAACACUUUAGUGCAGGGUCCGGCGCGUAUUAUAGCGACGCCAUCUUCUUCCUGUCAGUGGCCAUGCAUCGCAUCAUGCCUGCAGAACUGAAGCGCAUUGUUCAGCUGGACCUGGACCUCAAAUUCAGAAGCAACAUCAGAGACCUCUUCCAAGAGUUUAACCAUUUCCCAUCGGAGGCCGUCAUUGGAAUUGCACGUGAAAUGCAGCCCGUUUACAGACAUACUUUCUGGCAGUACCGCAAAGAGAAUCCCAAGUCCCGUGUGGGUGACCCUCCACCAGACGGUCUUCCUGGCUUCAACAGCGGCGUAAUGCUACUAAACCUCGACGCCAUGCGUCGCUCCACCUUAUACAACCAGCUUCUGGAGCCCGAGCGGGUGGCUCACCUGGCGGAGAAAUACCACUUCCGGGGCCACCUGGGCGAUCAGGAUUUCUUCACAAUGAUCGGGAUGGAGCACAGGGAACUCUUUCACCCCCUUUCCUGCGGCUGGAACCGACAGCUUUGCACAUGGUGGAGGGAACACGGGUAUGGUGACGUCUUCCAGCUGUACUAUCACUGCGAUGGCCCCGUGCACAUCUACCACGGCAAUUGCAACACCCCCAUACCUGACGAUUGAGGUUCAGAGUUUUCAAUUAAACUCUUUUGGUUUGCACAUCUUGAACAAACUUUAAAUCAAAUGGACCGAGGCAGAAGGAGCUCGUUGUUUGAGGUGCUAAUAGUGUUGCAUUCCCAUGACUAAUCACAUUUACACAAUAUACUCCAGCCAUUACCACAUUAAUCAUUCAUUUAACACCACUGAGGCUGUUUGUGCCUUUCCAAAGUUACUGAAAGAGUCUGGCUUAAAUACCAGUUGUUUUUCUCUAUUUAAAUAAUGCAGUAGAGUUUUCUCAUGCAGGUGUUUCAUCAAAUCACUCUUUGACAGCAGGUUGGUAAGGAGCCAAUCAGAAAGUGUUUUCCUUGUCGUGAUGCCACUCUGUGUUGUUUACAGGUGCGGUUGCACUCUUGCAUUCACAUUAAGGUAGCACUUAUCUUCUGCAUAUAAUUUGUACUGUCAUUAACCUCUCCUAACUUUAAUUUCAUGCAAUGCAUUCCCACUUUAAGCCACAUUUUCACUGUUUUUAUGGAGUGAUUAUGAGAAACGAGAGGGGAAAGGGUGUUGACCCACUUUUCUCUGAUGUGCAAGUGAAUCGCUUUAGAAUAGCCAAGAUAGCAUCUAGAACAUCUGAUCGGUGGUCUCAGCAGGAAAAUGCUGUGAUCCGCCUGAGAAAUGUGGAAGUGGGAUUUGCCGAACUAUUCCAAAGGGAACAGUCUCUUUCCUAAGGGAGAUGUACUGUACGCUGGAUUUCGAGGGCAGAGCUCUGGCUGUUGUGGUUGGCUGGCAUUUAUUGAGCGAUGUUGCUGUUGGCGAAACUGAGCGGGAUUGUGUGAAAUGCUCGUAAAGACCUGCACAGUGUCAAAUCAACAGGCUGGAGAGAAAGAACUUGGUAAUGAGGCCUCAUGUGUUGGCGGGCAGCCAUGGGAUCCCACUUUGGGCUCUUUUGUGUCCUGUAUUGUGAGGUUAAGGACUGUGCGUCUUUGGCAUCUUUCUUUGGUGAAUUUGUUUUUUGUUUUGUUGGGAGUGCAGUCAUGUUUUGUCUAGACCAGCUUUUGCCUGAUCGAGUUAAAUGCAAAAUGUUUAACUAAUUAACCUUUAAUCUGCUAGUCCAAUUUUACAAAGCAUGUUUAGGUGUAAAUCUUAUUUGUAUGUUAUCGUUCAAAAGUUGGGGGAAGGAAAGAUUUCUACAUGGGUUAAAAAUAUUUAAUCGAAAAGUAAUCGAAACCGAAAUUCAGAACCUCUUUUCCCAUGUCAUUUUUUUUUUAAACCUGUUAAUACAUUCCCAUUAAAAACAUAUUACUGUGUGUGUAGUCUGCGUUAUACGGACAUGUAUGACCAAUGCACUUGCGUCUUUUGCAGCGUCGCGCACGUAAAUGGCACGUUUAAGUUGACGCCGUGUCAAGUUAACAGAAUUUAGGGGCCAUUCACACAAAACUCGUUUUUCCUUUCCAGUGCGCUACUUUUCUAUUGUUCUUUUAUGUAAACGCGCUUGACAGACGUGCAUGAUCGUUACGCUCGCGUUUCUCUUUUGCAAAACAUGAGUGCUGUGCACCGCUACUAGUGUAACUGUCAGUUCCAAAGCAGUGGACCAAUCAGAAGAACUCGGGGGCGGGGCAAGCGUUGCAAGCUUCAGUUUAAAGCAGGAAGUUGGCAUGACAACUAUUUUAUUUGAUGGCAACAUGGCGAAGGAGGCGCUCAUAGUGACUGUGUCCGGAUACCCUGAAUUAUAUAACAUUUCUUCAAGCGAUAAUCACAACUUGUUCCUUAAAAAAAGGCUUGGAGAGAAAUAUCUCUGUCACUGAAUGUUGUCGUUAUUGCAUCAUGUGUGAAAAGAGCGUCUCGAGACCCUCGUGUUCUACACAACCGGCAACCUCCCGGUCUCCCUCUUUAAGUCAACACAGAAGUGACUAAAACUGCAAUUCAUCGACUGGCCGCUAGAGACUGGCUGCAAAAAGGAGUCAAUCCCAUAGACUCCCCAUGUUAAAAUGCCCAAUUUUACAGCAGAAAAAAAAUAUGUUUACAGCCUGGUACAAAAAGUGGUUUUGGUCUAUAUAGCUAAUUGUGCCCUUCAUGUCAACUGUGAGGGGGGUGAAUUUUUUUAUAACUCAUCCGUUUAAAUUAUAUUAAGCCUUAAAGUUCUGCAUAAUUUAUGGCGUGGCCACUUGAGUGACAGGUGGAUUGCCGCUGCUGUCACCACCGUUGUGCUAGGUGGGCGUGGUUUCAGCAACCAGCCCCACCCAUGUCCCACCUCUUUGCCCAUUUUCGAUUACCCGGGAGUGACGUGCAGUGACGGUCGACUCCCGCCCACUAAGAGCUUCAAAAAUGCUCUUCAGAAACCUACGGGUGACGUCACGGACACUACGUCCAUAUUUUUUACAGUUUAUGUGAGAACGUAAAAAUCAUUAAGCAACCGUAAAGAAGACGGCGCAAAGCGGCGUUUUUUUAAGUCCAAAUUAUGUAUUAUGAGGACGAUGUUUAGGCAAUACUUACUUUUUUCGUUUCACAUCAUUUCUAGUCUCAGUGCUACCUGAGGUGCUGUUGCUAACAGCAGACAUGUGUUUGUACAAAUGGAAAAAAAUCGUUAAAAUUAGCUUAAGUUUAAAACGUAUCGACACAGAUUAAAUGAAAGCCUAAUGGUAGAAUCGUAUACUGAUGGAAUUACAGUGGUAUAAACUAUAAAACAUUUUUCUACCUAAUCUGUCACAUUGUAAAGACUACGGCACACCAGCUGUUCUCCAGUAGUAGACGGCUACAGUAGAACGUCAAGAAGUAGCAGUUAAAGUCGCGAACGCGCAAUAUGACGUCAGAAUGCUGUUGCCGUUCCAUCCGUCACUGCUGCUUAAAGUCUCUAGUGUAACUGUCAGUUCCAAAGCAGUGGACCAAUCAGAAGAACUCGGAGGCGGGGCAAAUGUUGCGAGCUUCUGUUUAAAGUAGCAAGUUGGCCUGACAACUGUUUUAUUUGACUACAACAUGGCUCAUAGUGACCGGAUAGCCUGAAUUGUAUAACAUUUCUUAAAGCGAUUAUCACAACUUGUUCCUUAAAAAAAGGCUUGGAGAGAAAUAUCUCUGUCACUGAAUAUUGUCGUUAUUGCAUCACGUCUGAAAAGAGCGUCUCGAGACCCUCGCGUUCUACACUGCGUUUUUUUAAACCACCCCUGAGCGCUGCGUCUCGCGUUUUUAGACGCAAAGACGCGUUUUGUGUGAUCAAUCAGUGGACCAAUCAGAACACCAUGGAGCAAGCUUUGCAAGCUUUAGUUUACAGUAGCAGGUUGGCACGGCAGGCUAUUGCUUAAAAAGUCUCUUAUGGUCUGCGUUAUGAUUAAAAAUACAGUAAAACGGUAAUAUACUAAAAUAUUAUUGCAAUUUAAAGUAAUGGUUUCUUCUUUGAAUAUAUUUUCAAAUGUAGAAGCGUUACUUAUUAUUAUCACAGUUGUGUUGUUUAAUAUUUUUUUGGAUAGAAAGAAUACCAUUUAUUUGAAAAAUAAAUAAAUAUUUUUCUCUUUUAAUCAAUUUAAUGCAUCCUUGCUGAAUAAAAGCAUUAAUUUAUUAAAAAAAAAGUCUUACUGACCCCAAACUUUUGAACAAAAUUUUUGCAUUCGAUUCACAGCAGCAGUUGGUUUUAAGAAUGACACCGAAUCAUAUGCAUGUUUUGUGUUUACCUUGUUUUCCAUGAACAUCUUGUUUCAUCUAAUUUUUCUAAAGGAAUCUCUCAGGGAAGAUUGAUAGAAUAAAACAAGUUUUAAUAGAAGGAAACAUUUAUAUAACCUCCUCAAACUACAGUAGUCAGCAUUUGAAGUGGAUCAAAAAUGUUCCACAAAGUUUUCCUAAGACAAGAAGGGAUAUUGUUUUGGUUUUAGGACAACUUUGAUGAAAGGUUUUGAUCCACUUCAAAUGUUGACUACUGUAGACUUUUAUAUCCAUCUUUUUCUGGACGUGGAAGUCCAGUCUCUGGUGUUUCUAGUAAAAUGAACGUAUUUUCAGAGCCCCGACUGGGGUGAAGUUCACUGGAUUUUGUCAACAAAAUGAUAAGAGCACACAUUUCAACACAUUAUUUUAUUAUUUCACACACAGUAUUUUAAGUGCUGCAAGCCAUGAUUGUUUGUUUUUUUUGUUAUCAUUUAUGAAAGUCAUACAGCUCCGGGCACAGACAGAUUUGCUGGUUUGCAAAACAAAUAAUUGAAAGAAAUUCCUUAAGCUAAUUGCUGUUACUGUGGCGCCAACAACAGCACUGCUUAACCCUGCACUUUUAUAUGUAGUUACUGAAAAAAGUUUCAGUUUAAUUAAUUCAGUCAAUCUUUUUUUACCCCGUUUUAAUGUUUUUUUAUCAAUACCGGAACAUGAGAGCACCCAAACGAAAGUUAGAAUCCAUCAUGUUGAUGCUCAUCGGUUACCUCCAAAAAAAAGAUGGAUGGUACAGGUAAUUCUUUCUAAAUAACACCCUGUUUGUCUUUUCAUUUUGAGUAUUGAAUGUAAAACACACACUUGUGUAAUAUAAGUUGUGUCAUAGAAAUUGAAUGUAUUAGAGUUCCAGAAGUGAAGGAGAAUCAUAUUUGUAAUAUAUCUAAUAUAUCGUUCUCUCCAUGUAAAUGCACUGGUGGUCCAAAUAAACCUUUUAUUUCUUAA